GGAACAGCGAACGAUCCAAGAAUUAUGUAACCAGUAACCAUAGAGUGGCUCCACUUCAGACGCGCUCAGGCUUAUGUAGAAUCGCGGUAAGCCACUGCAUUCUGCAUUUUAGUCGCUGUAUGUAUUUUAGUAGCAUUUUGGCCACAAUCCUCUUCAUAUCAUUCGACAUCAUAUCAUUAGGUCAGGUACUUUAGCGCUUUAAAGAGGGCUUAGUCGACGACUUAUUUCGAUACCGAUACAUCUUACAUCCAAUUGAUAUUCACAUGAAACACACUGCUCAUACAUGUUCAUACAAUUCUUAUUUAUCAACCACUAACUACUAUAUCGAGUUCAUCGUGUCUUGAAACUAGCUUCAUUAGUGUUGCGUGUCUCACUUGCCAACCUCCCUACCUGGGUACCAAAUCUAUUGGGUGGAUCAAUGGCUUCAAUAAACGAUCUCGCGACAGCCGCGACAAUAGCGUCGUCGGCCGUGGCGUUACAGUCUUCACCUACGCGGGAGGGCGCUCAACCCGCCACACCCCCAGCAGAGCCGCGGUCACCCCCCUCCUCAAGACCUGCAACAGACGGCGCUCAGAGUACUUCGCCCCUGACGGAGAAGUCCAAGCUGGUAAACGCGAAUGAGGAUGGGGACUCGAUAACCGUGGCCACAGGUGCUCCGCCCGUGUUAGCGCCGCCUCAGAUAUCUCCUCAGAAUCCCUCGCAAGCACAGAUCCCAGCUCCGGCUCCGGCCGCCGCCGAGGUUGAGCCUGCAGAAGCUGUGAAGGAUGUCAGUAUCGAAGAUAAAGAUGCCGUUGAUAAUUCUGCAGGGGACGAUAUGGAUGGCAUCGAGAAGGUAGUAGCGCCGCCGUCGAAACCAGUGCGCGGCGCUUUCGUUGUGUUCGAGGGAAUGGACCGUGCGGGGAAGACGACGCAGGCAAAAUUACUGCAGCAGAGGUGUAUCGAGAGCGGUCGGGAGGUGCGGUUUAUGCGAUUUCCUGAUAGGACAACGCCUAUCGGUAAGAUGAUCGACUCGUAUCUCAAGGGCGAGACGGAGAUCGAAGAUCAUGUUAUUCACCUGUUGUUUAGUGCUAAUCGAUGGGAAGCUGUCAAGAAAAUCAAGACAGAGUUGGAGGCUGGUCAUACUAUAAUCUGCGACCGCUUCUACCAUAGCGGUAUCGUAUACAGCGCAGCUAAAAAUAUCAAGAGCCUAUCACUAUCCUGGGCCAAGGCGCCCGAGGUCGGCUUGCCCAGACCAGACAUGGUUCUUUUCCUAGACCUAGAGGAAGAAGUCGCGCGCGAACGUGGCGGUUGGGGUGGUGAAGUCUACGAGAAAGGCGAGAUGCAGCGGCGCGUCAGAGAUCUGUUUUGGGGCCUUAGCAUGGGAGACCUCGGUAGCGCUGUGGGGAACAACGGCAGCAGUAAGGUUCCGAGAAGAGGUGGUGAGGCGGAGAGGCUCGGGAAUGGAACAAGUAGAGGUGGAGAUGGUAGUAACAGCGAGGAGGGUGAGUUCAGGCAGGAGGAAGAGGAUAUUCAAAUCGUAGAUGCGGAUCUCGAUGUCGAGAGUCUGUCUGAGAGAGUAUGGGAUCUCGUACUGCCGAGACUAGAAGCAGUGGAACGAGGCGAGGUCGGAAGAACCGUACGGAUCGUACGGUAAAACUAUAUCCGACGUAUUCGACUGGUGUACUGACGGAAUUGUGACCUUGUAGCAUGGUAUUGAAUUUAUAGAAAUCGAAAUCAAACCUUUGUACUUGGG
Daldinia vernicosa is the source of this 1732-nucleotide messenger RNA. RefSeq names its product thymidylate kinase-domain-containing protein. The record is from RefSeq and is a predicted model, not a curated record. The coding region runs from base 419 to 1633 and encodes 404 amino acids. Gene Ontology annotation, biological process: dTDP biosynthetic process; dTTP biosynthetic process; dUDP biosynthetic process. The transcript has 3 exons. Gene Ontology annotation, cellular component: cytosol; cytoplasm; nucleus. Lineage: Eukaryota; Fungi; Ascomycota; Sordariomycetes; Xylariales; Hypoxylaceae. Gene Ontology annotation, molecular function: ATP binding; dTMP kinase activity.